CACCACUUCAAUACAUGCAUGUACCUAAGUAUAUGCACGCUAAAACGAUCUAGUCGACAAGCCACAGAUGCUAAAUUUGGUACCUAGCCAUUCACCGCCUUUACCUAGCUAAUUUUUUUCUGCGAUCCAUACGGCAGAAUUUCUUCCAUCUCCAUCAUUAAGGUAAACCGGGUACUCGACAACCCUUUCGCGGAUUCAACCCAACAGAAUCAACGAUGUCGACCCCACGACCAGAAUUUCUCAAGUUCACAGGCCACAAAUCAUUUACACAGCGCCUAGUAUUAGCAACGUUAACAGGCCGACCUAUACACAUAUCCAAAAUCCGUUCUAAUUCCCCCACCAAUCCCGGCCUCGCCCCACAUGAAGUUUCCUUCCUCCGUCUACUCGAAGCCGUCACCAAUGGCAGUUCCAUGCAGAUAUCCUACACCGGUACGACCAUAACAUAUCAGCCUGGCUUAAUUACGGGCGCUAUACCAGGCUUUGGUGCCUCAGAUGGCGAUAUCCUCGAACACCAGCUACCCGCCACCUGCACACGAGGCGUCACCUACUUCCUCCUACCUCUAUGUCUCCUUGCCCCGUUCUCGAAAUCGCACAUGAACGUUCGCUUCUCGGGACCAGGCGUCAUUACAUCAUCUACCGAGACAGGCGACCUCUCUGUCGACUCCUUCCGUACAGCCAUUUUACCAUUAUAUAAUCUCUUCGGCAUUCCGGCGGCACGGAUAGAGCUGCGAGUCCUCCAAAGGUCAUGCGCCGGGCCUCACGGUAGCGGCGGCGCGGGUAUUGUGGAGCUCAGAUUUGCGAGCCAGGUCCGGCUGCCCAAAACGUUACAUUUGAACAGGAGCCCCGGCAGGAUAAAAAGAAUACGAGGCGUCGCAUAUGCGACAGGCGUGUCAGCAUCAAAUAAUGCUCGCAUGAUACAUUCCGCGAGAGAAGUACUCAACCCUUUGGUAUCAGAUAUACACAUUGCGGCACAAUACGACCAGGCACCUUUAAUUCCCGACGCCGCCGAAAAGUCUGGGAGCAAGAAAAGAAUGGGAAUCGGUUUCGGUUUGAGCUUAGUUGCGGAGUCAAGCGCUGUGGGUGUAUUAUAUUCGGCAGACGUGGUAGUACCACCCAAAGGAGGCAUAGUUCCAGAAGAUAUCGGAAAGAGAUGCGCAUAUCAGCUCUUAGAAGCCAUAAGCCUAGGAGGUUGUGUUAGUGGGGCAGCAGCAGGGACCGUUCUGACGCUGAUGGCUAUGGGAUCCGAAGAUGUUGGGCGCUUACGCCUUGGGAGAGACGUCAUGGGCACAGAGCAAGUAAUAGGACUUGCACGAGAUCUUAGGAAAUUUGGAGCUAGUAGUUGGGGACUGCGCGAUGCUGAAGACGACGACACGGGCGAUAUCAUAGUCUCGGUGAAGGGGACUGGAGUCGGCAACGUGGGAAGGAAGAUUGCGUAAUAAUAUGAUAUCCUUUUAAAUUUG
Molecule: messenger RNA, 1460 nt
Organism: Annulohypoxylon truncatum
Lineage: Eukaryota; Fungi; Ascomycota; Sordariomycetes; Xylariales; Hypoxylaceae
Product: 18S rRNA biogenesis protein
Exons: 1
Coding region: 216-1436 (406 amino acids)
Biological process (GO): ribosome biogenesis; endonucleolytic cleavage of tricistronic rRNA transcript (SSU-rRNA, 5.8S rRNA, LSU-rRNA)
Cellular component (GO): nucleolus
Molecular function (GO): RNA endonuclease activity
Source: RefSeq, a predicted model, not a curated record